UGCCAAGGGAACGCUACAUCGAAGUAUUACGUUGCUGGCAAUUUAAAUCGUUUAUUACAUAGUAAAUAAAAAUAGAUUUAAAAGUGUGUAAACAGCGUUUGACCAAAAAUAUGAACGUGAACAACAUAAAUUUAUACAAACUAAUAGACGCGGUGUCAAAACGACCCCCAUUGUAUGAUAAAGAUGACCCAAUGUAUCACUGCCAUAAUAAGUUCAAACACAGACUGUGGAGGGAAAUGUGUACUGAAGUGUUUUCGGAUUGGGAGACGAUGCCAAUGCAAAAGAGGAUAGAGUAUGGAAGGGAGCUUAAAAAACGCUGGAAAAACCUCCGAACCUGCUUUGGAAGGGAAAUGUCUUUUCAGAAGAAAGAAUACAAAGACAUAUUAGAUGGCAGAGAAAUGAAACGCAGAAAGAGAUACGAAUACUUCAACAGAAUGCUUUUCCUAUUAAGUAAGGAACAAAAGAAAGAAAUGGAAAAAAUUAUGGCUGUAACCUCUUCAAAUCAUCAUGCUGACACAACUGACCAUGUGGAUAAUCAGAGUGAAGUCAACAAUGAUUCCAAUGAAAUCAAAACUGAAUGUCCCAGUCCCAGUGAAUAUGAGGAUGAUGAUAAUAUUAUGGUCAUAGAGCCUCAGGAAGAACUGAAAGCAGAAAACCCGUUUCAAAACACUGAGAUUGUUGAAGGUGUUAGUUUGAAUUCUUUAAAUUGUGAGGAAGAUAAACUAUUUUUGCUGUCACUGUUGAAAACUUUUGGAAAAUUCGACGAUAGACAGAAAUUUGAAGCUAAGAUUCAGAUUUUGCAGGCGCUAAAGAAGAUACAAUUUCCUGAUGAAUGAGAAAAUAAUUGAUUCUGUAUCUAGAAAUCAAUUAGUUUAGCCACGGCGCAUAUAAAUAUCUGAAGGUCAACUUCGGCACUGACAAUUUUGAAAUUGAGUGCCUUUUCUAGUGACUAAAAGUAAAUGGUUGGCCAAACUAUAUAUUUAACAUUGGUUGUGGUCUGAUUCAAAUAUCAUAUUUGAUGAGAGAUAUAUCUUAGUUUUUUUUGUAAAAUUAUAUCAUAGGUAAGUCAUAGGGACUUUUAAUUCAAAAUCCUAUUUACUUUUAUACAUAUUGAGGAACUCAAAAUCUUUUCAUAACAUCUA
Cydia fagiglandana is the source of this 1142-nucleotide messenger RNA. RefSeq lists its product as uncharacterized. Gene Ontology annotation, biological process: regulation of transcription by RNA polymerase II. Gene Ontology annotation, molecular function: DNA binding. Bases 111 to 836 code for a protein of 241 amino acids. Gene Ontology annotation, cellular component: transcription regulator complex; nucleus. Lineage: Eukaryota; Metazoa; Arthropoda; Insecta; Lepidoptera; Tortricidae. The transcript has 3 exons. The record is from RefSeq and is a predicted model, not a curated record.